Messenger RNA from Trypanosoma conorhini, 2664 nucleotides. RefSeq lists its product as uncharacterized. The coding region runs from base 1 to 2664 and encodes 887 amino acids. The record is from RefSeq and is a predicted model, not a curated record. Lineage: Eukaryota; Euglenozoa; Kinetoplastea; Trypanosomatida; Trypanosomatidae. The transcript has a single exon.
AUGUCGGACUCCCGCGGCGCAGGGCGGCCGGAGGACGAUGGAAAAGAAAAUCGCAAGCGGAGGCAGAGAAGUGAGCCGGCCUGCGGGGGCUCGAGCGGGUGGCAAAUUGCCUCCAACAGUCGCUGCCUCGCGUGCGGGCGACUUGGGUCCAUGUGCGACUGCAAAAAAACUAGGCUUGACCCCCAACUCAAGCGGCGGAAGCUCGACAGCAUGCUCCUGCACACGCCGUACGUUCGCUGCAAGCAGCUUAGAGCACUAGACGAGCUUUCGCGGGAGGAGUCAAAGUACCGUCGUCGUCUGGUGGAUCGCUGGGGCGAUGGGGUGGAGUCGAUGAGGCACGCGGCCUUCACGCACCGCCGCACUCUUCUUCUGCUGCUGCAAGAGACGGCGAGCCGUGAGGCGUUGCUGGCGGCGGAGCGCAAGGCACGGUCAGAGAGGAUGGCCGCUGGGGAUCUUCACAUUGUCUUGUUCGCCAUCGCCGGCCACGAGCGCGAGGAAAGAGGGCAGUUGUGUGCCGCGGCGCAAAGGGAGGCGCAGGUGCUACUGGCGUGGCAUGGCGCAAUGUUUUACCUUCUCAGUUUGCAAAGCCGCGAGGCGGCGUUUCGUGACGCUCUCGUGAACCACGAGGCGGCGGCGCAUGCGGCGCUCAGGAGCCACAACUUUGAUCUCUUAAACCGCAUGGACGCCGACGCGAAGGAGCGUCGCGCCCUCUACGAAGCAUUCUGGGAACGGCGUGAGCAGCUCGCGGCGGAGUGGCGGGGAGACGUGGAGGUCCUUCAGAGCGCUAUUGCGACGGAUCAGCGCCGGCUUGCGUGGAUGAUGCAAGGAAGAGGUGAGGUAUGCGAGUUGUGUGAGCGACAGAAGGCCGAGCUUGGCGCGGAGGAGGAAGAAAGCAGACUGCGUCUGUGCGCGCUUGCACGAGAAGAGCUCCACGCCGUGCUGACGCAGGUGCGAGUACGUGAAGCGCAGCGCGGCGCCUUUGCGCAAGAAGAAGCCGGCGCUCGCGAUGCCAUCCUGCAGGACGAGGUGGCUGCCUGCAAUGCGUUGUGGUUGUUCUUUAGGGACGGCGCCAAGGAGGCUCUGGAGGUGGAGCAGUUAAAGUACGAGCAACGCGGGGCGGCGCUUCGCGCGGCCAUUCACCACUUAAGGAGCCUCGCCGAGGAGGAGGCCGCUGUCUUCGCCUCACUCAACGCACAGGAGCGUCGCGAGAGGGACCUGCGCCAGCAGUGGAGUUUGGAAAAGAAGCAGCAGCGCAAUGAACUGGAGGAGGUGGCCUUCCACCACCUGCGGUUAGUGGCGGAGGAAGAGGGCGCGGCGCGACACGCAGCCCUGACUGCGAUGCGAGAGGCAGAGGUGGGAGUUGCGGCGUGGCUUCAACACAAGUCACGCAUGCUGCGGGAGCUUGCGGAUACGGCGCUCGGCCAAAAGGGGGAAAUACGUCUGCAGGAGCAUGAGCAUCGUUUUGCGCUGGUGUCACGCAAGGCGGAGCAAGAAGACGCCGUGCGUCGCUGGAUUGAGCAGAAGGAGUUCGUGCGACAGUCCCUCAUAGCAGAGGAGACGACGCACCGCAUUCACACGGUAGAAGCAGAGCACGCUGCCAGAGAAGAACUCAGCUGGCGCUUUGACACAUGGCGGGACGCCUGCCAAACUAUCAUGCAUGAACGAAUUGAGAAGCAGAAGGCAUUUCAGCAGAAGGCGCUGCAGGUGUUGCGUGAUAUUUUGGAGGAGGAAGCCAAGGCUGUGACUCUCAUGAGGCGACUUUUUGAGGAUGACAGGGAAAGGGCCACCCACGAAGAAAACCACCGGCGGAUGCUUGAGAUGUGGAAUGCUGAAACAGAGUGCCGUACGUACGUUCUCCAGCAGGAGGUGCGCCACCGUGAGAGCAUUGCUACACAGAUGCAUCUCCAGGAGAGCUUUUUUACACGAGAGGCACAGGAGCUGCUCAAGGCACGCAUUUGUGAGGUUGUGGCGAUCGAAGAAAGUCAGCGUACUGUGCUUCUGCGUCUUUGCUCAGAGGCCACAGAGCAGCUCUACUUCGACUCUCGACAAUCCUGGGAGGAGGCAGAGCGGGCUGAGAAGGAGCGUGUGCUUGCGGAGCUGCUUGAGCGCGAGGCGGCUCUGCUAGAGGACGCACGCCUGUAUCGUGAAGACGAGCCACUCCUCUUUUCCAACGUGGAGACGCCAUCGCAGGAGCUGCGCCAGUCGACUGCGGCGGCACCGACGGAGGACCCCUGGAGCGCGCAGCGGGAGCUCCUCCUCGCCGAGCUCGGCGGGCAAAAGGAGGACGUCGUCUCCCUCCCCUCCGCGGCCGUGAGUUUUUUGGCCAGCGUCGUCGACGCCGUCGCCAGGCGGGAGUCGUCUCUCACGGAGGCGCUGCAUCAGGCGGAGCUGGCGCUCAAGGAGGCCAAGCAGAAGUUGGUCAACCAAAGGCAACAGCUCUCCGACGCAAAGGAGCGAUGGGAGGAGUCAAGGGAAAAAAUGGACCGUGAUGCCGCUGAGCACGAAACACGUGUGGCGAUGCACCGCGACACGCGGCAGAGGGACGAGGCGCAGUUAGAGCGGGAACGUGCAAGGCUCCGAGCCAAGACAGAGGAGCUGCGCAAGAUGCAGAACGGCAUCUCGCGCAUGCGAGAGAGCAUUCACAAUCAAUACCGGAAACGGUAG